Messenger RNA from Echinops telfairi (small Madagascar hedgehog), 3028 nucleotides. It is a transcript of the gene SHISA9, whose product is annotated as shisa family member 9. The transcript has 6 exons. The annotation marks the transcript as partial. Gene Ontology annotation, cellular component: postsynaptic membrane; postsynaptic density; AMPA glutamate receptor complex. Gene Ontology annotation, biological process: regulation of AMPA receptor activity; regulation of short-term neuronal synaptic plasticity. The record is from RefSeq and is a predicted model, not a curated record. NCBI's taxonomy places the organism in Eukaryota, Metazoa, Chordata, Mammalia, Afrosoricida, Tenrecidae.
GCCCGCGUGUGCCGGGCGCAGGAGCGAGCGGGGCACGGGCAGCUGGCGCAACUGGGUGGCGUGUUGGUGCUGGCCGGGAGCAACCGCUCCGGGGCCGCCUCCGGGGAGGCCGGCGAGGGCGUGGGGGUCUCCGACGCGCCCCCGACCCGGGCGCCCACGCCAGACUUCUGCCGGGGCUACUUCGAUGUCAUGGGCCAGUGGGACCCGCCGUUCAACUGCAGCUCGGGCGACUUCAUCUUCUGCUGCGGGACUUGUGGCUUCCGGUUCUGCUGCACGUUUAAGAAGCGGCGACUGAACCAGAGCACCUGCACCAACUACGACACGCCGCUCUGGCUCAACACGGGCAAGCCCCCGGCGCGCAAGGACGACCCCCUGCACGACCCCACCAAGGACAAGACCAACCUGAUCGUCUACAUCAUCUGCGGGGUGGUGGCCGUCAUGGUGCUCGUGGGCAUCUUCACCAAGCUGGGGCUGGAGAAAGCGCACCGGCCCCAAAGGGAGCACAUGACCAGGGCCCUUGCAGAUGUCAUGAGGCCACAGGGCCACUGCAACACCGACCAUAUGGAAAGAGACCUAAACAUCGUUGUGCACGUCCAGCAUUAUGAAAACAUGGAUACACGGACCCCCAUCAAUAACCUUCACGCCACCCAGAUGAACAACGCAGUGCCCACCUCUCCUCUGCUCCAGCAGAUGGGCCACCCACACUCAUACCCUAACCUGGGCCAGAUCUCCAACCCCUAUGAGCAGCAGCCNCCGGGCAAAGAGCUCAACAAGUACGCCUCCCUAAAGGCAGUCGGAAGUUGUGAUGGUGACUGGGCAGUGGCGACACUUAAGUCACCCAAAGCCGACAAGGUCAGUGAUGACUUCUACUCCAAGCGUCGGCACCUGGCCGAGCUGGCUGCCAAGGGGAACCUACCUCUGCACCCCGUGCGAGUGGAGGAUGAGCCCCGGCCCUUCAGCCCGGAGCACGGUCCAGCUAAACAGAAUGGACAGAAGUCCCGCGUCAGUAAGAUGCCUGCACAUCCGCUAGCCUACAACACCACCACCGCCAACUUUAAGGGCUGGGACCCCAACGAGCAGUCCCUCCGGCGGCAAGCUUACGGCAACAAGGGCAAGCUGGGCACGGCCGAGUCGGGCUCUAGCGAUCCCUUAGGAACUCGCACCCAGCACUACCCGCCCCCACAGCCAUACUUCAUCACCAAUAGCAAAACAGAAGUGACUGUCUGAGCUUUCCUUAAAGGGACCAUCCUGGAGACCACACUCAACUGAGAGAGGCAAAAAAUCCCCUGCCCACACCCUUCCUGCCCUCACCCCACACAUGCGCCCACACGCACUCUCCACAUGGACCGAUCGCAGACCUGCUGAGGACAUGGAAUCACGCUUUUCCUGCGUCAUGCCUGACAGACACAUGCUGGUGGGUAGCCGAGGCAGAUGGAAGCAAGGGCAUUCAGCAAUACAGCAAAGGGGCGUCUGAAGCACACCCUUGCAGCUUCAGGCCCAAGGCGGCCACACACAUGCCCUAACUAUGGGGCUCAGUUUUCUUUUCUUCCAACUGGAAAGCAAAAUCCAUGAUGAAACACAAACAAACAAAAGUAGCACAAUUUAGAGAAAUUGACCAGUUGAGCACAUACACUUUUGGCCAUGCCUGUCAAUUUCUGGGGCUUCACCACAGGGGGAAUGCAAAGCAAGGGUCCCCCCCCCAAAGAAUACUUAUUUAAGGAAGAAGGUGUGUGCACAUAAGAUGCAUCUUCUAAUCCGAGAAUCAAGCAGACAGCUUUAUCGAGAGUGAGACAGUCACCGGACCCCAACCAUCCUAUUUACAGAACUCUUCAUCAACGUUGAAAGCAAAAAAACAACACAGAGACAUACAUGCAUUCCAAACAUAACGUGACUGAACCCAGCAAGGGAAGGAAGGCAAGGAGCUCUCCCGAAAGACCGUGACCCUGGAUAUGGGGCAGGAUGGGCUUCUCUGGUGCAGGGAGGGCCCGGUGGGUCUAAAAGGGGGAAAAAAAAGUAGGAAUAUAAAAUGAUAUGCCCUCAACAAAAUAAGUGUAGAAACUAUGCCCGAGAACUUGAAGACCUUAGAACUCAACAGUGUCAUCCACAACAACAAAAAUCCGUCGUGGGAAAAGGCUCCCGGAGGUGAGCUGAGAACCCCGAGGGAAGUGUUUGGUUCCCAGCAGAUUUCCCUCGCCUCCGAGACAGGACACAGGACACACACAGAAGCGAGUCCUCUCUGGGCUGUCCCUGACUUUCCCACCCCUCAGCGCAUUGCUGCCGCUGCCGCCGAACUUCACCUGCUUUGGACUGAAGAUGGCUUAAGCGUGGGUGGUGCCUUCGAUGUGUUACUGUUGUUUAUGACAGUCUUGUUUCCCAAGCGCAACCUGUGUUUUUCCAGCCUUCCUCCAUCCUGUUUUUCUGCAGUUAGCAAGUGUGUAAUGUCCAUACUUCCUCCCCAAGGUGAGCCUACCCAUCCACCCUCUAAGGGGGCUGCUGCAAAGCCAGGGGUACCUAAGGAGAAGACCUUCUGCCUACUCCCCACCCUGUAAGCAUCCUACGAGGCUGGCCAUUUUGUAGCCUCAGAGCCUGGCUUAUAUUUCUGGGCCCUGUCAUUCCAUAGCCCCUCCAAGCCAGCCCUCCCAAGUACAUCAACACAUUUGUCUCUCAUCUAGAAUUUCCUGAAGGGAUCGAUAGCCCUUGCUUGUUCCAAGAAUGACUAGUUCCUACGAGUUGUGUUUGUUUAGUGGAAGCCUGAAGAGGGGAGUUGAGAGAGGAGACUUUCAGCCAAGAUGAGCAGCUUUCAGUCAUUCCCUAAGGGUCUAAGCUAAGGAGCUCUGGUGGGACAGAGGUUACACCCUCAGCAACGAACAGAAAGGUUGGCAGUUCACACCCACCUAACUGCUUCAUAGGAGAAAGACCAAGUGAUCUCCUCCCCAAAGGAUUACAACCUAGAAAGCCCUAAGAGGGCGUUCUACUCUGUCCCCGGGGUCUCCAAGAGUUGGAAUUGACUCGACACCACCCAACAACA